This is a messenger RNA of Histoplasma mississippiense, 1815 nucleotides long. RefSeq lists its product with no specific name. The transcript has 5 exons. The record is from RefSeq and is a predicted model, not a curated record. Bases 1 to 1815 code for a protein of 604 amino acids. Lineage: Eukaryota; Fungi; Ascomycota; Eurotiomycetes; Onygenales; Ajellomycetaceae.
AUGGCCUCCUACUACGAGAACCACCCAUACAACACCCAGCACAGACGAGCUCAAACCGCUGAUUUUUACGAGCCGUCCUACACAACCUCCCGCCCCUCUAACAGCCGUUGGGGAGGCCCUACCGAUUUAGUCCGCCCUGACGAGCCCGAGGACUCCCACGUCGAAGAGAUCCAGCGAGACUUUCCUCCAGGAUCGUGCACUAGUAGCCAUCGUACAGACCAUGGCAGAUCAGGCGGCGGUGCCAUCUACGCCAAGCGGAGAACAGCGCAUGACCCUAGUGUGAGGCGUACGCAUUCUGCUGGCGGUCGUGGUCGGGAUCGUCAUGGGGACUACUAUGCUCCAGAUGAAGGUUACCAACGCUCUCGUACACAUGGCUAUGGAAAUCGACUGCUAUGUCACCCAUUGGAGGUAGCAAUUAGUUACGACUUACGUGCAAGAAAGCUAAUUGAGAGGAUAGGCGAUCAUGAUCGUUACCGGCUGGCUACCAACCGGGUGGUCAAUGGACCUCGUUCCCGCUCUCGAUCUCGUGGGCGGGCACGGUCAGAAGGCCGCGGGGCAAAAGAGCUCGCUUCCGCCGGACUUCUGGCAGCUGUCGGGAAAUCUGCAUAUGAUCAUUUCGUUUCAAAGUCUCGAACUCGCGAGCGACGCUCUGCAAAUGAUUCCGAUGAUGACAGCAGCCCGGACCGAUCACGUCGUAGCCGGGGGAGCAAGAAGAGAAGCCAGAGCGUCUCGGAGUAUCUGAGCAAAGGCCUUGCUGCAUUGGGACUGGAAGAAGGAAAGCAGUCUUCCAGCCACGGUAACAGACGUCGUGGAAGACAACGAUAUGACGACGACAGCGACUCAGACAUUGGGUACUCUGAUAAAUACCGGUCGCGACGUCGGCGAAGUCAUUCCCGCGACAGUUAUUCCAGAGAUGUAGGUUCCCACCCCGCUUCUUCCUCCUUUUCCUCCUUACGGGACAGGGGUGCCGUGAUUCCUCUCUGUGUUAAUAAUGGCAAUGACACUGAUUCUGAAUCCUCCUGCCUCAGCACCGACGAGGAAAAACGCACUCAUAGGAAACUACGACGCCGCGAGAUCGUCACCACCGGGUUCCCAACACUAGCCACCGUUCAUGCGAGUCAUGCUAUCGUCAAGAGUCUCAAGAAGCGCGAGGAACGCAAAGCUCAGUUCCGCCAAGGCGAGAUCAUUUCCGACGAGGCACGCAGGCAGCGCACCAAGAAUAACCUGAAAGACGUGGCGAGCAUCGCCGUAGCAGCGAUUGGGAGCAAGAGUGCCGUUGACGAGCGGAGGGAUGCUGCUCAUCACCGCGCGGAAUGUAAUUCGUUCAAGGCCAGGUGUAGGAAAGAGAGGAAGGAAGGGCGUUCGACGAAAGAGGAGCGCGAGGCGAGGAGUUUGAAUGCGGAUGAUCGUGAUCAUCGCCUUAGCAAAAAUAGCAACAAUAGUAACUCACCGUCGCUGGCGAGUGUGAAGGAUGCGCCCAGUACAGAACAUAUUAUAACUAUAUGCACAAAUACAAAGGACGAAGCAAUUGAGAUAAAAACGAAAUGGGUAGUCCGGCAUUCGGCAAUCGAGCGAGUAUUUUUCAGCAUCUCUCGGACCGGAAGCCGACUUGACUGGCGAAACCUAUCUCAAGUGGAGACACGCAAACUCAAUAUUAAAAGGGGACGGAGAAUGGAAUGGUCUUGGACAGCGUCACGGAUGCCCCAACUCUUACGUAACAUGGAGGCCAAAAUCGUCCUGGUCCACCCGUCCCUGGUUAACACUGUUAUUGCAGCAGCAGAGAAGACCGAUAUCUCCCCGGACCGGUUAUUCUAG